GGAGCUUUAAAUAGCAGGUGUUUGAGGCGCCGCUCGUUUUUGCUGCUGUUCGCUCGUGACCUCUGCGCCAUGUCCGCCGCCAGCCCCGAGCCGUCCGCGCAGAUCCCCACGUCCCCGGGCCGGGUAUUCUUUCAGACGGCACCCGGUGUGGGCUGCGUGGGCAACGGCCCGGUGCCUCGGGACGACCCGGUGCAGAAGAAGCAGGGCAAAGUCACCGUGAAGUAUGACCGGAAAGAGCUGCGGAAGAGACUCGUGCUGGAAGAGUGGAUCAUCGAGCAGCUGAGCGAGCUGUACGACUGCGAGGAAGAGGAGAUGCCUGAGGUCGAGAUAGACAUUGAUGAUCUUCUGGAGGUGAACAGUGAAGACGAGAGAGCUGUAAAAUUACAGGAAUCCCUCACAGACUGCUAUAAGCCUACUGAUACUUUCGUACAGGAGCUCCUCGGAAGGAUAAGGGGAAUGAGGAAACUCGGUGCUCCGCAGAAGAAAAGCCUUUAAGUGCUCGUAAAACGGCAACGACAAUCCAGCUACAAUGACUGCAAGUCUCAAAAUCAAUCAUCCAGCCCACGCUCGGUUCGCCCUAACCAGCUCCUCAUAGCCUGGACUACAGACAGGACUCGAGUAUUUGCGUCCAAAAUUGAUAGAUCGUAGCGUUCACUUAGCACAGCCUACCACAACCUCAAAGUUUUUUUUUGUAAAAGCCUAUAAUGUUAUUUACAUGACAAAAUGUUGGGUUUUUUUGUACAGUCUUUUUUUGUUAUGUCUGUGCUCUUAUUGUAAGACAUUGUCUUUUUUUUUUUUUUUUUUUAAAUUGUAUGCCUUCGCCUUUAAAGGUCAAGGGUUUGAAUUCAUCAUUCUUGGCUGACCUGUUUAGUUUGAGCAUUUUGAUUCAUCUUCCCAACAUUCAUUCAUUGAUAUACUGAUAUGAUAGAUUGUAAUAUCUCUUUUUUUUUUUUUUUUUUCUCCUCCCCUUGGUAAUGUGUACCUCGUUAUACACUUUUGAGUCUUGUAGCUAAAGAAACAUCACUGAAACAGUGUGUAAAGGGAAAUUUGUAGCUCACAGUUUAGAUGUAAAAAGCAAAAAAAAAAAAAAAAAAAAAAAACAAGAUAAGGCCUGUUUUAUGGCUGACAUGUAGCUACUGUAUAGCGAGUGCUAUAGAGCCGUUUCAACUAGCUUCAUUUGGAUAUUUUAUUUAAUUAAAUAAAUAAAUUUUAGUCUACACUCGUUUUUUUUCUUCUUUGGUUUUGUACGUAGGUUGCCAAAGAAUGCAAAAUGGUGGACUUUGUAUAGAAAGCUGUGACUGUAAGUGAACUUGUGUAACGUAAUCGCUGCACUAGUCUUCACGUCACAAAGGUCACACUCCUCCUGCUGAGACGAUACACAAAUUGUCCAGUAACCUGGAAAGAAAUGAUGGUGCUGUUACUGUUCCCUUUUUAAUUCUUCACAAGCAGUGGUGGGAUCGUUUGGGCUUCAUGUAUUCAGAGAAGGAGAUUUUCUACUUGAUCUUGAUAAGCUCCUCUCAUUCGUUUUCUCAUGGCUGGAUGAGCGAGAUGUCCGUUGUCCUGAUUUCAGCGUUUCCUGUCUCGUUAUGUUCACUUGUUCAGUGUUUAAUGGUGGACGAGACGGAGCAUCUUGGUGGAUUGGACAGGUUCCUUUCUGUGGGCCUGUUGAAUUAUAAGGUAAAUAUUUAAAGGUCUCUUAUACUGUGUGUGUGUUUUAGGUACUCAAGAAUUCUUCAGGGUUUUUCAGGGCUUUGGCGUAGCUUAUUAUUCUUUUAAUGAAUUCUGCCAGCAUUAGAAGAAGCGUGUCUUUACUUUUGCAUGUGUUUCAGUGGCAUGAAGGGAACUUUUUAGUCCAACACUUAUGUAUGAUAUCAUUUUUUUUUUUUUAUACCUUAUUGAUAUUACUGUUUAUUAUGAAACUCAAAGAUUUUUAUUAACUGUAUGAGUUAUGAAUGUUCUUUUUUUUCUUAGUAUGUAGUGUGUGGUCUUUUGCAUUGUUUUCAUUAUAAUAAAGUGAAAAGGACAUGCUGUUGGUUUGGAUUUGAGCCCACAGACUGUCAUCAUUCUAUUAUGUUA
Messenger RNA from Pangasianodon hypophthalmus (striped catfish), 2076 nucleotides. RefSeq names its product protein phosphatase 1, regulatory (inhibitor) subunit 14C (gene ppp1r14c). NCBI's taxonomy places the organism in Eukaryota, Metazoa, Chordata, Actinopteri, Siluriformes, Pangasiidae. Gene Ontology annotation, cellular component: cytoplasm. The transcript has 4 exons. The coding region runs from base 70 to 495 and encodes 141 amino acids. The record is from RefSeq and is a predicted model, not a curated record. Gene Ontology annotation, biological process: regulation of phosphorylation. Gene Ontology annotation, molecular function: protein serine/threonine phosphatase inhibitor activity.